CACACACACACACACACACACCCCGUCUGAUCCUCCCCCGCUGCGCCCCGCCAUUCCUCCGGGCUCCUCCGUCACUUCACGCCGACCUCUGAGCGCCCCUGACCGGCUGCGCCCGCUGAUAGUUCCCGGAGGACUUCUUCUUUCUGGAGACUGCGGGCCAAGUUGGGCUGUCGAUUUAAGCUCACUUUUUGGGAACAAAGUUGACAUGGCUCGCGCGUCGUGGGACUCCCGUGGGUGCCGGGCUUAACGGAACCGCGCCAUGCUGACCCGGCUGGUGUGCGUGUGGAUGUGCGCCGAGGCCGCCGCGCGCGCCGCGGAUGAGCAGAGCCGACGGUGGCGCACGUUCGACGGGGCGACGUCGCGGGAUGUCCUCUGGCCGGGGUCGGACUCGCAGUCGUCCGAACCCGCGGCGCUUCCAGCGAGCCCUGUGCGUCUUAGGAAUGGACGAGGAGCGGAUGCGGAGCGGCGCUCGAGCGAAUGCCCACACGGGGCGGCGGUGGCGAGGAGGCGCACCGAGCGGGCGAGAGGUGAGCGGCUCCGCCGCCGAGCCGCUGCCGCCUGGCGGGCCUCGGCUCAGGAGCAAGACCUCGAGUCGGCCUCCAACGCCAACGCCAACGCCAGCGACUACGACUACGACGACCACGCGGGGCCCGGCUCGACCGACGCGCCGCCCUUGGAGCCGGGCACCCCGCGGAGCAAAGUCAAGCCGGUGAGGAACCCCUUCUACCCGCUGGGCGCCGGGGCGCUCGGCGCCUACGCGCUGCUGGCGGCCGCCUUGGCGUUGGUGUGCGCGGGCGUGCUGGGCAACGUGUCGCUCAUGUGCAUGGUGUGCCACAACUACUACAUGAGGAGCAUCUCCAACUCGCUGCUGGCCAACAUGGCGCUGUGGGACUUCCUGGUGCUCUUCCUGUGCCUGCCGCUGGUGCUCUUCCACGCGCUGACCGACGACUGGCUGCUGGGGGAAAUGGCCUGCAGGCUCGUGCCCUUCCUGGAGGUGGCGUCCCUCGGGGUGACGACGUUCACUCUGUGCGCCCUCUGCAUCGACCGCUUCCGUGCCGCCGCAAACGUGCGCUCGUACUACGAGAUGACGGACAACUGGGCUUCCACCGCCGCCAAGCUGGCCGUCAUCUGGGUGGGCGCCCUGCUGUUGGCCCUGCCCGAGCUCCUCAUCCGCCAGCUGGUGACAGAGGAGGCCGACGCCCCCGGAGGCGGCGCGGCGGGGACGGCGUGCGAGCGCUGCGUGGUGCGCGUGUCCACCCGACUGCCGGACACGCUGUACGUCCUGGGCCUGACGUACGGCGGCGCCCGCCUGUGGUGGUUCUUCGGCUGCUACUUCUGCCUACCCACGCUCUUCACCAUCUUCUGCUCGCUGGCCACCGCCCACAAGAUCCGCGGGGCCGAGCGGGCGGCGGCGCCCACGCGCGGCACCAAGAAGCAGAUCCGCCUGGAGAGCCAGAUGAACUGCACGGUGGUGGCGCUGGCCAUCCUCUAUGGCUUCUGCCUCAUCCCCGAGAACAUCUGCAACGUGGUGGUGGCCUACAUGGCGGCGGGGGUGCCGCCCCGGACCCUGGACGUCCUGCACCUGCUGAGCCAGCUGCUCCUGUUCUGCAAGGCGGCCGCCGCGCCGCUGCUGGUCCUGUGCCUGUGCGAGCCUUUCCGCCGGGCAUUCCUGGACUGUUGCUGCUGUUGCUGUCGGGAGUUCGGCGCCCCCUACCCCGAGUCGUCCGCGGACGCCGGUGGCGUCGCCAACGAAGAGCUGGAGCUAACGCGCGGUGACGCCGCCCCCGACGACGGGGAGACGUCCACCGCCUACGCCGCAGUUGGCACCCACUGCUGAGAUCAAAAACUUAACUGGUGACGUUGACGGACCAGACAAUUUUACCUUUUAGAGAAUUCGUCAAAAAUAGUUUACGCUGGAUCGGAAAAGUAUCUCUUCCUGUACUUGAUUACAGUGCCGCCUGGCAGGAAUGCCCUGACCUGUGUCUGUAACCAUGGAAACCAGAGCCAAUAUGCUAACACUGUCGUAACCUCGGGCAGAAGUCACGCUUUUUAACAGCCAGUCUUGGCCGUUGCUCGUCACAAUUUCCACUGGCUGCCACUUGCUGUUCUUGUUGCAGUUGUACUAAUUGCUUGUCACAGUUGCCACUAGUUGCAGUUGGAACUAGUUGCAGUCGUGGCAACUGGAACUAGUGCAGCUAGCAUCAACUAUCGCUGCAAGCCGCCAUUGCCACUAGGUGUGAUAGUCGCAGUUGUUACUAGCCACAAUGGCCACUAGUUGCACUAGCGGCGACUGCGACUAGUGUAGCUAGCGUCAACUAUCGCUGCAAGCCGCCAUUGCCACUAGCUGUGAUAGUCGCAGUUGUUGCUAGCCAAAAUGGCCACAAGUAGUCGUACUGGCAGCGACUGCGACUAGUGCAGCUGGCGUCUACUGUCGCCGCAAGCCACCAUUGCCACUAGCUUUACUAGUCGCAGUUGUUGCUAGACACAGUCACCACGACUUACAGUUUGAGGUACUUGCAGUCGCCACUAGUGACACUGGCUGCUAGUGCAUCUAGAGUUGACCAGAACAGCCAACUUCACAGUUGAGAGGGUGAGACUUUGAAGAUAGGGAGUCUAUCUUCAGCCAAAGUGAUGCAAUGUGCCGUAAUCCACAGAUAUUAGGUCAGGAAAAGCUAAGGUUUCACUGUUGUCUUGAUCCAGGAUUCACGGAGAGCAGAACAGGGAAACUUACACUUCGUUGGAAUUUGUAGAAUAGGCAAACGUGAUGAGGCAGAACUCUCACGGGGUCAUGUUGUAGUGUCUUGCACUCUGACAUUGACUGCAUUAUUAACAAUGCUGUGGUCACUAGUUGCACUAGCGGUGACUGCGACUACGGCAGUCAACUUUCACCGCUACUCGCUCACUAGCCAAUGUAAACCGAUAAAAGUUGCCCACACAACAGGAAGUUUGUUUCUGGUCUUUCGGUUCAGUUUAAGCCUAAGUGGCGAUCACAAGUGUCACAAUUGUACGUUAGCUUGUUAUGUAGAGACACUUUUUAGCCAUGUUAAUGAUCAUUAAAAAGGUUCCAAAUGUG
This is a messenger RNA of Phyllopteryx taeniolatus (common seadragon), 3073 nucleotides long. RefSeq names its product prosaposin receptor GPR37-like. The transcript is spliced from 2 exons. NCBI's taxonomy places the organism in Eukaryota, Metazoa, Chordata, Actinopteri, Syngnathiformes, Syngnathidae. Gene Ontology annotation, molecular function: G protein-coupled peptide receptor activity; prosaposin receptor activity. Gene Ontology annotation, cellular component: plasma membrane; signaling receptor complex. The coding region runs from base 260 to 1837 and encodes 525 amino acids. Gene Ontology annotation, biological process: adenylate cyclase-inhibiting G protein-coupled receptor signaling pathway; positive regulation of MAPK cascade. The record is from RefSeq and is a predicted model, not a curated record.